Hydra vulgaris (swiftwater hydra) is the source of this 2223-nucleotide messenger RNA. RefSeq lists its product as uncharacterized. Gene Ontology annotation, biological process: protein dephosphorylation. The record is from RefSeq and is a predicted model, not a curated record. Lineage: Eukaryota; Metazoa; Cnidaria; Hydrozoa; Anthoathecata; Hydridae. Gene Ontology annotation, molecular function: cation binding; protein serine/threonine phosphatase activity.
CAUUUUACAUUGCUGGUUAUUAGAUUUUGAAUCUAGAAUAACUUUAAUUUCAUGCAUUUCAGUUAAAGUACGCGAUUUUUCUUCACGUUUUUUUGUAGUAAUUGUUUUUCUUAACUUGGCUUACAGAAAAUUCAAAAAUAUGGGGACAUAUCUUUCUUCCCCUAAAACUGAAAAAAUAUCUCAAGACAUGAGUUAUCCACAUAUUGACUAUGGAGUAUCAGGAAUGCAGGGUUGGAGGAUUUCUAUGGAGGAUGCACAUUGUUGUAUUGCAAAUCUUGGUGAAGAUGAAGAAAAGUAUUUGUUUGGUGUGUUUGAUGGGCAUGGAGGUAAAGAGGUUGCUGAAUACUGUGCUCAAAAUAUAAGCAAAUUUCUCCUUGAUACAGAAGCUUACACUGAAGGUAACAUUAAAGCUGCAUUAAAAGAAGCUUUCAUGACAAUUGAUGAAGCAAUCACGUGUGAUGAGGUUAUAGCAGAACUUAAAAAACUUGGAGAAGACAAUGAAAAUGAUGCAGACGAUAAUGAUGAGGAUGAAGCAGAAAUGCUGCUUAAAGAAGCAAAUAUGCCUUUGGAGGAAGUUCUGAAAAAAUUUACAAACGAGAUUAAAGUAAAGCUUAUUUCAAAUGGAUUAGCUCAUGAUUCUGAAAAUGAGGACGAAUCAGAAAAACAAGUUGAAACAGCAAAUGCAUCAAAGAAAAAAAUGUUUAAAAAAUUACCUGAUAAUCUGGAAAUAUAUGAUGUUUCUGAAGAAAAAUUAAACAAUGUGGUUUCUAAUGAAGUUGUGGUUUCUGAUGAAGCAACAAUUUUUAAAAACAAUAAUAAUGGAAAAGCAUCAACUACUAGUAAAGAUGACUCUCUAUUAGUUAGUGCUGAUAAAAAAAAUUUGUUGGGUGAAACUGCAGGAUCAAGUAGUGAUAUGGCAUCAAUUGAGGAUGGGUCAAGUCACAUAGAUAUUAAUCACGAUGAAGAUAAUGGAUCAUGUCAAGUAGAUAAUGAUGACAAAGAUGAUAUUGACUAUGUUAUUCAAAAUGACGAUGAUGAUAAUGAUGAUGACAGUGAUGAAGAGUCAGAUGAUGGGUCUGAGUAUAGUGAGGAUGAUGGGUUUCAAGACUCUGAAGGAGUGCAGUUUCAGCAAGGAUCUGAACAAGUUGGUAAAGAUAGUGGUACAACAGCUGUUGUUGCUAUGCUUCAUGGAAAUAAGUUGUAUGUUGCAAAUGCUGGAGACUCUAGGUGUGUAUUAUGUCGUAAUGGAAAAGCAAUUGACAUGUCUAUUGACCAUAAACCUGAAGAUGAGCUUGAAAGAAAAAGGAUAAAAAAUGCUGGAUCAAAAAUUACCUCAGAUGGAAGAGUCAACGGAGGACUAAACUUAUCGCGUGCUAUAGGAGAUCACAACUACAAACAAAAUAAAUCUAUUCCUUCAGAAGAACAAGCGAUUACUGCAUGUCCUGAUAUACAAGAACUUUUACUUUCUAAAGAAGACUCUUUUAUGGUGUUAGCAUGCGAUGGAAUUUGGAAUGUUAUGUCGAGCGAAGAAGUAAUACAAUUUGUAAAAAAAAGAAUUGAUGAAUCUGAUGAAAAAAUAAAACUGUCAACAAUAUGUGAAGAACUUUUUGACAAGUGCUUAUCACCUAACACAGAAAAUGAUGGUUCUGGCUGUGACAAUAUGACUUGUAUUAUUGUUCGUUUUAAACACCAAAUAUUAGAGAAUAAAAUUAGCCAGAAAAGAGCAAACGCCGAUGAACAAUAUAUUCCUAAUAAAAAACAAAAGAAAUAACAGAACUAUAAAGGAACUAUAGGCGUGAAAUCUUAAACAGUGAGGUGUUAUUUCUUGGAGUCGAAAAAAUGGCGUUGUUUACAAUUCGACGACUAUUCUUUUAUUAUAGAUGCCAAAUGGUAUUUUUAAAUAAACAGUUUUAAUAACUAUGUUAAUUUAUUUCGUUUGAUUUUAAUUAUGAACGCAUUAUAUCAGUCUUUUAUUAAAAAAGACAUUGAAAACGGUGUUCGAUUCUUGGUUAUUUCUCGUUAUUGGUAAUGUCACUCGACCAUGUCGUAGAUUCUCUUGACAUUUUUUGCUUUAUGCUACUGUUUUAGUUUCUAAUAUUUUGUAUAACGAAUCAUUCAGUGUUGCAUAAGAAAUCCGAAUAACUGUUGUUAAACGAUUCCUAAAAAUAUUUACGAACGUUACAAUGUAUUUAAAAUACGCUAUAUAAAUUGAAAUCAAAUUAA